ACGUUUUUAUGUUUGAAAUUAAUUUUGUUAUAUGUGAUGUAAGUGUGUUGAAUAUAUAAUUAAUCCACAGCAGAUCAUUUAUAAAAUGCUAUAUGUUGAUGACUUAUUUCUUGGAUCUUUUUGAAUCUGAAUUAUUGGCUAUUUAGGAGAAUUUGAAUUAGGGGUUAAUCAUCCGUUAAUAAAAUUAUCAUAUGCUAUAAAACAUAUAAUAUUUUCUCGAGGAUGAUGAUUGUGAUUAGAGAUGUCAUGAUGGAAUAAUGCCAAUCUGAUCCUAAUAGAUUGAUUUGAUUGCAGCAGAUUGAUCUUAAUAUAUAAUAAAAGUACAAGCUAAUUAACGUUGGAGAUACUCAUUCUAGCCAGCUCAUUGUUAAAUCACAAAAUCGAAAACAAAAUUAACAGGUUUUACGUGGCCUGUUCUGGUCAUGCUAUAUUUUAGUCCUAUACAAAUCAGAGUCUAUCUGAGAGUGGACUUGUUUUUUCAAAACAUAAAACGUGACACGGUACAGACAAGGCCUGUUGAUUUACAAUCUUUUGGUCCUAACACAUAUGUAUUUAUUUGUAAUUGACUAGUGUUUUGACUUGAAAUGCUUUCGGAACGUGACAAGAUCAAUGAUGCUACCAAAGGUGUUUUGUAACAAACAUGAAAGUGAUGUUCUCAUCUUCACCUCAUGUGGGUAGAGCUUUUAAGUAACUUAUGCGUGUGCAUGUCAAAAAAAUGUGUGAUGAGAGCGCAAAUGUUCUAGGCAAUUAUGAUGUGAUAAUCUCAACCACUUGCACCUACUCGCAUAGAGAAGCAAGCAUAAAAUAAUAUAAAGUAUAGACCAUAUGUCAUCAACUUUAAUCUGAAUCUUUGAACAAAAUAAUAUUUUUUUAAGAAGAUAUUAUAGAUGUGAAGAAAAUUCUAUAGAAAAGAAUAUCAACUGUUGACAAGCUAUAGAAAAGAACAUCAAAUUCUAUAGAAAAUUAAUUUUGUUGGGUUUGUGAUAGUCAUCUAGCAUUUCAAUAAAGAGUAAAAGAAUAUGGCUUUAUGUCUAUUCUAAUUUUUAUUGGGAUCUUAACAAAAAUUGAUUGUGAUAGUCAUCUAGCACUUCAAUAGGAUGUGAUCUUCUUCUGAUCUUCCAUAUAGUAAAAGUAGAACCAAUUUUUGUAACACAAAAAAUGAAGAUAAAUUACAUGUGUAAAGAAGGGUUCUGAACGAUGAUCCACUAUGAGCUCUUUAUAUACAUACAUUUUGUUUUUUUUUUUUCAUUACACUUAUACAUACAUUUUGUAUAAGAUGAUAAUAUAUAUGAAAAAACUUAAAUGGAGAAUGGUAGAUAAAUAGAUACAGAACGUGUGGGAUGUGCGAAAGAAAAGAGACAAAACAAAGACAGAAAGGUGAAGACUCGACAAAUUGGGUUUGAAACUUGUGUUUGUCCCAAGACAGACAACCCCGAGAACGAGCCUCAAUGGCGUGGCCUCCUUUUCAAACCUUGACAAAUUUAUUUGUUUUUUUAAUAACUAGUUUGUUUAACUCGUUUUGGAACUCUCACUUUUGUGUUUCGUGCACACUCUAUCUCACAUACACACACUGAUAUUAUACUAUAUAGAUAGAUAUACAUAUGUGUUUGUAAGUUCCUUUUGGUUAUAUAUAUAUAUAAGAGAAGAAGAAAAAGAAAGCACAGCACCAAAAAACCUUCUCAUAGCUAAAAUCAUUUCAAGACAAAUUUAGCGCACAAAAAAAAUCACUUCAAGACAAUGAAGCUAAUUAGUAUCACCUUCUUGCUUUGUGCAUUGGUUUUGUUAUUGCUUCUAACUCCAACAUCUUCUCUACAACUCCACCCUCGCUACUCAUCUCCUAGCCAAGGUGAAAGUGAAAAGAUUUUUAUUACAAUGGCGCCAAGGAAACUCAUGAUCAUCUCUAGUGAACAUGUAAAUGUGAUGAAGUCAGGUGCUCCUGAAGGUUCAAGCGAACAACUUCAAGUCACUUCUUCCUCUGGAAAAUCUAAGAGUGAAGAGAAGAAAAUAGGUGAAAAGGAAGAGGAGAAUGCUCUAUCGAAAUAUCUAUCAAUGGAUUAUCCAAAAUUUAGAAGAAGACGGCCAGUUCACAACCUCUAAGUCCAAUAUGCAUUUUUCAAUACAACUUUUAAUUUCAGCUAGAUUAAUUAAUUAGUUAAGAUAGUGUAGCCGUGUAGGAUAGUUUAGUAGUUGGUAUAACAUACUCCCUCCGUUUUUUUAUAUAAGUCGUUUUACAGCUAUGCACGUAGAUUAAGAAAACCAUUAAUUUCUUAUAUUUUCUAAAUAAAAACAUCAUUAAUUAUUUACUUAACCACAAUUCAACCAAUAGAAAAAUAAAGGAUAUAUUAACAUUGGUCAUACAACAUUAAUUACUAAUAAAUUUUACAUAGAAAACGACAUAUAAUUUGGAACAAAAAAAUUUCUCUACAACGACUUAUAUUUAAAAACGGAGGGAGUACUAGUUAGUUUCUUUGGGAAUAUUAAGGAACAAGUUUUAGGGAGAUUGUUGUAACGGAAUUGUUGGUGUUUAUUCUUUCUCUUCAUAGAUUUACUUUUAGUUAAUUAAUGAUUAAUGACCGACAAGAAAUGAGCAAACCCUUAAAAUUCUGGGUUGGGGGUUGAGCUAAUUAACUGCUCGUCGUUGCACGCACUGUAACAUGGUGGCUGAUUCAGUUGUUAACUAUUCCUGUUUUUUUAUAUACUCUCUCCGUUUUAUAUUGUAAAUAGUUAGCAGAAAAUGUUUGUUUCACAAUAUAAGUAGUUUUCAUAUUUUAAUGCACAUUUAUUCUUUAUUGGAUAUUGUGUAAUCAAUCAAAUAAUGCUAGUUUUUUUAUAUUAGGAUGAAUUUAAAAUUAAAUAAUAUUUUUUUUACAAAAGCAACAAUUUCUUAAUAUUAGUGCUUUUAACUAAAACUAUUUACAAUAUGGAACAAAGAGAGCAUGACGCUUUAGGAUUGUGCACACAUAUUAAAAAAUAUUUAAUUUUUUAAACAAAAACUUAUUAGUUGUUUAUCUAAUCACAAUUUAACCAAUAAUAAAAUAGAAAUUAUAAUAUCAUUGGUCAUCUAGCAUUAAUUAAUAAUAAAUUUUACAUAGAAAAUUGAAAACAUCAAAUAAUUUGGAACAAAUUUUUUUUUCUAAAACGUCAAAUAUAAAAAAACGGAGGGAGUAGUAUUCUUACCCAUACUGUGCAUACGGGAAAAGAAAAUGAUUAAUUUAGUAUGUUAAACGAAUAUGAUUUGUAGCAAUUUUUAUUGCCUGAUUCAUGCUUAAUAUAUAACAUCCUCCUCUGCUUCUUUUUGGAUGGACAAAUUGAUUAAUAAUAUUCUACUCAAAUUCACUUUACACUUUUAAUACGGUUACUUGGUUGCAAGGUAUGUGGAGAUCAUUAUGCUUAUAUAUACAGAAGCCAACACAUUAAUGUAAUUAUUUAUACACACUCGUGACAGAUGUUGCUUAAAUCAAACUAAACUCGAUAUUCAAUUUAAACAAAAAGAAAUGAAAAAAUAACUGGAUAUUUAGCUCCAUAGCUCCAUCAUAUAAUUGAUAUAUAUAUUUUCUUUAUAAAUACAAAACCGUCUAUUGUCAAAAAAUAAAAUAAAAUACAAAACUGUCUACACUGGAAUGUAUUUACCUCUAAUUAUAGUAUGAAAAAUCCAUCUGGACUCCAACUCUCAAGAUUUCUUCUAAUUUUGGCUACAAAUCAACACAAUAAUGAAGCAAAUGUCUCUCCUGUUGUUGACAGAUCAGACUUUUAGAGUACUGAGAAAUCGACAUGUCAUUAACUGAAAAAACAUUGAAAACCAGUUAAAACAUUUGGUUUCUCCACGUCAUUUUCUUGAUGUCGAACAUAUUUGUCUUCGUUGAUGUUUAGCACAUUAAAGCUCCAUUUCAGCUGAUUUGUCUGGACCCUGAGAAUGGCAAUCAACCUGCAGCGAGAUCAAUAAAAUAACAAUCCAUUAGACAACUAUAAAUUGAACAAACAAAAAAAAAUGCUAUGAACCUGGCUGCUCUGUAAAGCAUAUAAUGAUUGAUUUCUUAACCUUUAAUUCCCUACAAAAGAAGAUACAUAACCACCUUCAUGAUCAUCUUUAAGUCAGUCCCCCAUUGUCCUAAUCAAAAAGAGUAAGCAGUAGCAGUGAUCAAUUCCGCCAAAACCUUAAUUUCUCUAAACCCCAGCCUCUCUAGACAAGUAAAUAUAACAAUGGCGAAGGGACAAAAAGUCAAGGUGGUCUGCGUCCAUGACCGGGUCCAUGACCGGAGCCUUAACCCAAAGUCCAAUCCGCUUAACGACAUCAGACACGAUGGUUACCAUAGGUAACUGGACUUUGAUACUCCUCCUCCUCUAUCAAAUUGAAAUCAACACCAUCCACAGCCGCCGCCGGAUCAUAUCCCGUCUGCUCAACGUUUAUAGUCUCGGCUUUGUCAAGGAGCCGUUACUGAAACCUACUGAAGAAGAAUCUGGCUAUGGCUAGAGCGACGAAUAGGGGUGGGAUCAAUCAUCGACUUAGUCACUCGUCUAAGUUGUAUGGUCACCGAAUCAGCCGCUGACGCUUCCUCUGAUGUGGAGUUACCAAAGAAGAUGCUUCGUUUCUUCGGCAUCAUUCUUCAUUCUUCGGCAUCGUUUCUUUGAGGUAUGUUUCCCUCAUGAUUUCUUUAAGUUUAGAAACCACAGCUAUGUAAAUUUCUUAUAAGGUUGCUGAUUUUCAGAGAGACAUGAUACAUAGAUAUUGCUAUAUAUACAUCUUUAUCUUACUUACAGCUUGCAUCGCGCGUAUCUUGGACAUGGUAUAAGAAAAAGUAUCCUCAAAUGUGUUGUAUCAAUGGUCGACUGUGAUUGUUUACUCUAUAACCAGAAUUUUAGGGAGUUUUGUUUCCUAUAAUUCUUUAUCAAGCUAGACGGUCACUUGGGUUCAUGUCAAAGACCCAAACAAGUCUUUUAAGAGUUUUAGUCUGAACUUUUGAGUUCAAAUUCUAACUUAUUACGUGUAAAAUGUGAUUUUGUUGCAAGUGGAGUCAACAAGUGCCACGAACGAGUCAGUCCUCAAGGUUCCGUUGGACCACAGGAAGCAAGCAGCAGGAGUGAUAAAGUCACAUGACAGAGAAGUGGUGUGUCAGAAAGCUGGUGAUGCCAUCUGUGGUCAAGAUCAACGAGGUAGUCGAUUGAUAAAAUGGGAGCUAUAAUCUUCUUGCUUCAAUCCAAUGCUUGAGUGCGUAUAUUAUUUUGUUCUCACAUAUAUGUAGUUUUAUGAACAAGCUCAUACAUUCCUAAAAUUACAUUUCGCAUUGUUAAGUUAAGGCAUUAUUUUGUGUUCGGCUGUGUUU
This is a messenger RNA of Brassica napus (rape), 5321 nucleotides long. Its product is annotated as protein GOLVEN 6. Bases 1738 to 2097 code for a protein of 119 amino acids. The record is from RefSeq and is a predicted model, not a curated record. NCBI's taxonomy places the organism in Eukaryota, Viridiplantae, Streptophyta, Magnoliopsida, Brassicales, Brassicaceae. The transcript is spliced from 4 exons.